Mycena citricolor is the source of this 1083-nucleotide messenger RNA. NCBI's taxonomy places the organism in Eukaryota, Fungi, Basidiomycota, Agaricomycetes, Agaricales, Mycenaceae. The record is from the annotation of a GenBank genome assembly.
GGUCAAAUGAUGGCGUGUCUGCUUGAUUAGCGAUCAAGCACGGCCACGCAGAUGUCAUGUCUCGUUUCCCCGCCUUCCUCAUUGCGACCUUUCUAUUGCUCGAGUGCGUCCUGUGCUCUCCGCGCCCUUUAGUAGUAUGGCAUGGGCUAGGAGACUCCGCCCAGUCCGCCGGGAUGCUGCAGUUCACCGAGGAAGUCAAGGCCGUGCACCCCGGCAUCUUUGUACACAACGUGUUCAUCAGUGAGAACGACGACGAGGAUAAGCGCGCUGGUUUUUACGGAAACGUUAACGAGCAAAUCGAAUUAGUCUCGGACCAACUGGCCGCCAUUCCUGAACUGAAGGGCGGAUUUGACGCCAUCGGCUUCUCUCAAGGGGGACAAUUCCUACGCGCAUACAUCGAACGUUACAACCAACCCCCGGUGAACAACCUAAUCACGUUCGGCUCGCAGCACAUGGGCGUCUCCGACAUCGCGGCGUGUUCACCUCGCGACUUCCUGUGCCAGAUUGCCAGGCGGGCCGUGAAAGGCGCUGUCUAUGGGACAUGGGCUCAGAAUAAUCUUGUUCAGGCCCAAUACUUCCGCGACCCAGCGAGUCUCGAAGAGUAUCUCGCCGCGAAUCAUUUCCUUCCUGACAUCAAUAACGAACUGGUCGAGACGCGUAAUGAAACCUAUGCCCGCAACUUCGCCUCGCUCAACAAACUCGUGCUCGUCAAGUUCUCCGAAGAGAAAACCGUCGUCCCGCCAGAAAGUGCCUGGUUUGGUUCGCAGGACGAGACGUCAUUGUACGAUAACCAGCGCGUUCUGCGCCAGGGACUGUCCAUGCGUGAGCAGCCUCUGUAUCUGGAAGACUGGAUCGGUUUGAGGAAGCUGGACGAACGCGGAGAUGUGGUUUUCGAGGUCUGCGAAGGUGCCCACAUGCAAAUCUCUGACUGCUGGAAAGGCCUGGUGCAGGGAUACAUCGGCUGAGUAGUGAUCACUCUCCACACUGCCAUGAGCCUGAAAUUGGAUUAGGAUGGAGGAUGUUUCCGUCGCUGAUUGCCGUAUUCAAUCACCGCAAUCAUCUCGCCGGUUGUUCGUCAGUCAA